Adineta steineri is the source of this 990-nucleotide messenger RNA. Lineage: Eukaryota; Metazoa; Rotifera; Eurotatoria; Adinetida; Adinetidae. The record is from the annotation of a GenBank genome assembly.
AUGACAACAUCUCGUGAAUUUUGGUAUUUACAAUUAGAAGAAUACAAUUUGGAGUCUCGUUUAUCAUUACCAGUUGACCGACAUCGCUUGUCUAAUGAUCAUCGAUCGAGUUCUGCUUGCAUCACCCACAUCCCUUUUGACAACGAGAUUUCACAAUUAUUUCUUGAUUAUGCUUCUGCACAUCAUGUGACACUAUUUCAGUUAGGUCUGAGUACAUUAUGUGCUCUUCUUUUCAAGUUAACUCAUGGUGAAAAUGAUUUAUGUAUUUCGUCUCUUAAUGCUAAUCGAUAUCGAAAUGAAUUACAAAAUAUAAUAGGAAUGUUUAUUUCGACACUUCCAUAUCGUAUUCAGCUUGAUCCGCAAUGGUCAUUUGAUGAUCUAGUUAAAUAUGUACGAGAGAAAUGUUCAUCAAUUCUUGAACAUUCACAUUAUCCACUUCAACAUAUUCUUGCUAAUUCACAUAUUAAUCAAUCAAAUAUUUCAUUUCUUGAAACAAUGUUUGACUUUGUAACAAUAUCGUCACACAGCGAUGAAUUAUCUUUAGAUGGAGCAAGUGUCAAACAAGUGCCAUCAGAACAAUCGUUUGAAGUGGCUAAGUUUGAUUUUAUGUUAACAUUUAUGUAUAAUACAAUAUUGGAAAAUAAUAGAUUAUCAUGCCGUUUAACUUGCUCGAAUGAUCUGUUUGAUGAAAAUACAGUUACAAAUAUAGGUCGAAGGUUAGAAUACUGUUUUCAACAACUUUUUUCAACGAAUGAAAAUAUGAAUCGAAUGGAUACAUGUUAUACUUCUAUAUCGAAAUUUGAUCUUAUUCUACCAGAAGAAACUCAAGAAGUGGAGGAUACUAUCUUUUGUCGACAACCACAUAUAAUGAACGAAGGUAUGUUUUUCUGUAUAUCACGUUUUUCAUGCUUGACAUUUGUAUCGAUAAUCAAUAUAUUAUGUAAAAAUAUCACUACAAAUCUGUUCCUAUAUCGUUCUGAAGAAGCAUGA